UGAAUUAAAACGAAUGAUGUUUUAACAACAAAUACUAUAUUGUAACCCUUGUUGAAGCCGUUUUGUAGAAAUUAGAUUGAGCAACAAGGACUCUUUUAAUGUUUUUACACAUUUAGGCGUCGUUUUAGGUGUUUUCUGGCCACCGCCGUUGCUGUGCCGCAUAGUCAUAGACCCACUUAAGCCUAUCUGAGCUUCACGCAACGGCGAUGAGCGUUCGUGAUGCAUCAAACCGAUCAAAUCAGGCUAAUAUUGUAGCUUUUUAAACUUAUGAACAAGUAGAUGAAGCCUGGAUAAUUUUACGAUCUCGCAUGUAGCUUCAAGGACACGCAUCUGCAUCAAAACACACCAUGCCAAAGAGAAGGCGCCAGCUGAAGAGCACGAGCUCGGAGGGGUCACGCUCGGACGAGAGCGAGAUGGAGCCGCCCCAUGUUGUGACGCGGGGCCAAUCGCGCAAGUCUUCAGUCACCAGCACGACUGUCUCUGCCGUUAAAGCCGGUACCUCUGCCCCUGCUGUUUCAUCAGGUGGCGCCACUGCUACUAGUAAUGGUGCUGUGCCCGUGACACCUGUCACACCUCCCCAGACCCCUUCUAAGGAGCCCUCCGAAGCAGGGGAAGUACCGAACAAGCGGCUGCGACAGGUGCGGUCGCGCCUGUCCUCAGAGCCUCUGUGCAGCGUAUGCUCCCAGGCACUGCUCGAGAGCCGUCGCAGCCCGCCCGCGCAGCUAAUAUCCUGCUCCCAAUGCGAGACGUGCGCUCACCCCUUCUGCUUGGGUCUCUCAGAGCAAGCGGCUAAAGUGGUCACAACCUACGACUGGAAGUGCCACCGGUGUCGAGUAUGUGAGACAUGCCACCAGCCAGAAUCGCCCAGUGCCCUUUUCGUGCUGUGCAAGAAUUGUGAUCGGUGCUUCCACCAGAACUGCCUCCCUCCUCAUGCACUCAGCAGGUCCUGCUUAGAAAAGUGUGGACGCUGCACUGAAACCAGCACUGAGGCGCCAGCAACCAAUGGUGCAACGACACAGGUUUCGGAGGAAGAAAGGAAUGGCAUCAGUAGCUCACCGCCAUCCACACCCAAGCGGCCGAGGAUGACAAGGCACACAUAUCGUGGCAACCCCCAAAAUCAGAACCAGUGCCAGAAUGAACCAAUGCACGAGGAAGUAGUGGCUCCGUGCACACCUCAGAAGACCUCUAGUCCACGCAGCCCUGUCAUCAAGGCACCUGAGGCCAACAGCGAUAGUGAUGUGGCACCCCCGAAGCGUGGCCGACCAAAGGGCAAAACAGGCAGCAAGGACUCCGCUGCCGAGCUGUCGCCAGUCGCCAGCCCUGAAGGCAGCCCGCGGCGCCGCGCUGCCAAAGGCCGCCUGCCAGCCAAGAAUGGUCGUGGGGGUGCGCGCAGCAUCCUUCGUGAGAUGCCUGCUGCUAACGGCCAGUCCCCACGGGAAGGAGAUGAGCCUCACUGUACUGUGGCUGGCUGCGAUUCUAAGGGCCAUCUGAGUGGCAGGUUUCCAUCCCAUGCCACAAUUGAGUGCUGUCCACUGUAUCACAACACCACGGCGGCUGACUGUGAGGAGCAGUACAGGGCGCGUACCAAGAAGAAGGUGGAACGGCAGCAGCAGAUUAACCGGCAGAUCAGCUUCAAAAAGCCCGUGCAGACUCCCGAGCAGAAGGAACGCUACCAAAAAAUGUUGGACCAGCGUAGAGAGAAGCUAUCCCCAAGAACGCGGUCCAAAGGCAUGCUCGAUUCCGACCGUGAACCAGACCUGAGCAGCUUGGCUCCCGUGUAUGACCUGGAGAUGUUUCGGGAAGCCCAAGCCAAAGCAGCAGAGGAAAUGGAGCACCAGCGAGUGGCAUCGCUGGUGUCACGCCCUCCCUCGCGUUCAUCCGCUGGCGGCCACGGCGGCAACCAUAGGCACCACAACCACCACCACCAGCAGCAGGGUAUUCGCGUGCUGGAGAUGGGCCGGUAUGAGAUGGACGUCUGGUACAGCUCCCCUUACCCGGAGGAGUACCAAGCGCUACCCAAACUGUACCUGUGCCAGUUCUGCCUCAAGUACAUGGGCAGCCCCACCAUCCUGCGACGGCACACUGCAAAAUGUGUGUGGCGGCACCCACCAGGUGAUGAAAUCUACCGCAAGGGCAACAUUUCUUUUUUUGAGGUGGACGGUGUCAAGAACAAGGCUUACUGCCAGAACCUGUGCCUGCUUGCAAAGCUCUUUCUCGACCACAAGACCCUCUACUUUGAUGUUGAGCCUUUCCUUUUCUAUGUGAUGACUGAUGCUGACGCUGAAGGAUGCCACGUCGUUGGAUACUUCUCCAAGGAGAAGAACUCGUUCCUCAACUACAACGUGUCCUGCAUCCUGACAUUGCCACCAUAUCAAAGACAAGGUUAUGGAAGGAUGCUCAUUGAUUUCAGCUACCUGCUCAGCAAAGUGGAAGGCAAGGUGGGCUCCCCAGAAAAGCCUCUGUCAGACCUGGGGCUGAUCUCAUACCGGAGUUACUGGAAGAGUGUCGUGCUCGACUACCUCCGGCGCUUUCAGGGCAAAGAGAUUUCCAUCAAGGACCUGAGCCAGGAAACAGCCGUAAGCGCAUACGACAUUGUCAGCACAUUGCAGUCCUUGGGAAUGCUAAAGUACUGGAAAGGAAAACACCUCGUGCUUAGAAAUUACGUCAACACUCAGGAGACACCCGAGAGUUCCUCCAAAGUCAAAAAGGUUCGGCACGACCGCACCUUGGACCCCGAGUGCCUCCGGUGGAAGCCAUACACGAUGCCCAAUCGAUAGUGCUUUGCCAACUGGUACCAAGCAUAGGCCAAAAGCAAAAACAAAAAAGCAAGCCAGCCAAGCUGGAUGGCAUGCACUGGUGUGUGGACGGAAAGCAGCACAAGGCAGAGGAUAUGGCAAUGAAAAUCGGACGGGUGCAGUGGUAGUUCACCACACAAGUUGCCUGCCUGCUCAGGCUGCGAUCGUCACUGUUUCAUGUGUAACUGUGUCUUUGGGACAUUCGGGUUCUCGUGCCUGUGCUCUGCACCGACAUGUGGUAGUUGCAUGCAAUUCACAGCAAGUAUCCCACAAAGCACACCUCAAAAUGUGCAUAGUGUUGCAAAGAAUGAGAAUGUCUGAGGCUAAAACCAACCAAUGUGGUGCCCAAGACCAAGCAGGGGAUUCAGCUGUGGAUGUUGAAAUGCACAGGUAAAGCCAGUAAGUAGUGCGCUGCGCAAACUGCUGGUUUGGGCUGGUAUUGCAAGCACUAGCAUAAGUUCAGCACAUCUUCAAGAAAGUCAAAUGCCCAUGCUUGUGUUCCGCAGGCAUACACAGUAGCAGUUACGUGCAGUUUGCUGCACACAAGUGAGGAGUCUUGAAGUUAAAGUUACUAAGAGCUAUGGUGCCCAAGGCUAGUUGUUAUCAUUCGGAGAGCAAAUUAUCGAUGGAGGACCAUAGGUGGCCAGGUAUCAGUGGGUAACUAAGUAUUAGUCAGUUGAUGCUCUUUUCUGUUUAACAGUCACUGAGCGCUAGCUGGGCUGUGCUACUGCUUGUUAUUUGUUGUUAGUUUACCAAUACCAUCAGCUGCUUGCAGCACAGUGGACAGUGCUACCUGCAGAUUUUUUUGUUUCACAGAUAUAUGUGCCAGUAUGUGUGUGUGUGUGUAUAUGAACGUGUUUGAAGAAAUUAGUCAUUUUCCUCAACGAAGUGCAGAUUUAUGUGCUUAGGGAGUGGAAAGAAAAGUAUCGAAAAUAAAAUUUUGCGGUGGACUCUCUUUUAGAUGAACAUUAAAGGGGCCCAGAAACACUUUUUUAACAUAAUUUUUAAAAAAAUGUUGCCGAUCUGUUAAUGAGUCUUCGUUGAACAUGUGAGCGAAAUAUUAUUACACUGCAUGGAGCAGUGAAUUUACUGUCUCUUUUCAAAAGCAAUGUACAGACUCUUGCUCUCGCAUCCGCAAUGUCGUCAUCGAAAGCUGAUCGAAAGCAGUUGGCUGACCAACUUUAUUGGCUGACUUCGUGAUCGCGAGAACAUUCUCAAUGAUACAUAAUUGCGAAUUUUGGGUUAAAUAAAUGAAAAAUAUAUAUGUUUGCGAUCUAAAAAAGACAGAUACUUUCGUCUUUGAACUGCGCCUAGCAGCGUCUGCUUCGUGUGGCCUCUGAGAGGGGAGCAGCAUGCAGCGUAGCAUAGUCUACCGUGGCCGCCACUGCCGUAACAAGCCCUUACACCGCCACAACACUCAACUUUUGGCCGGAGCUUUGCCCUCUUGGCUUCUCCAUUGUGUAGCUUCCAGCACGCUAGUGGAGAUGAAAAGAGAGAGAAAGCCCAGUAUCGGUGCGAUAACUCCACUUAUACUUGAAGGGUUCACAAAAUGUUUGCGCCAUGAGAUUUGUGAGACAACAUACUUUAAUAGUGAGGCCAUUCUAUGAUUAGUUAGAAAAGUGUUUCAGGGCCCUUUAAGAGACCUUAAAGGGAAAAUGUUCAUCAUCCUGUGAAAUUCAGCUGAACAGAACUGCAGUAGCACCUAACGAAGCGCAAAAUUGUCCGCAGACUGUUCAUCUUAUCAGGAAAUUUAACUUUACAAAGUUCGGCACUAAAGGUGGUCUCCGUUGUGAAAACAGGUUUCUUGUAAUUCGUAACUGGUUUCUACACUGAACAUGACACACAGGCAAGGAAAAGAAACAGAUAAUAAGUGUUAUCUAUUUCGGUAUUCCUGUCCAUAUGUCAUCUGUGCUGUAAGAAAGCUACCUUGUAAGGGGGUUCACUGCAUUUGCGUAUGUGUUGCUUUGUGAAAAAUGUUCCCUUGUGAAUGUGUCUUCUGACUGAAUGCCCUAACGAAGUUCCUGAGCACAAGAGUGGGUGUAGUUCUCCAGCAUCUUGUAAAAUAAGUACAUGUUUUAACAUGUUACCAUGUUAAAUAUGUUUUACCACCUACUGCGGCUGCCUAUGCAAGAUACCCACCUUUGUGGCACACUAGUAGCCAAUCUGAUUUUCAUGUGCAUUUCACACCUACCAGAGGUUCUGAUGGCAGAAGGGCAGUAAAGGUAUAUUAAGAUAUCUUUUCACAUGCCACAAAAGUAAACUUCUCUGGCAGCCACGAAAGAGUGUGAAACAGCUGCUUUACUGUAGACUCGCUUGUUUGUGUUGUGCUGUUGAGGACUUUAUCUCAGGUGUGCGCCUACCAUUCAGUCCUAGCCAGUGUUUGUUUUGCAAUUCUAAGACGUGAAGCAAGCCUAUCUUUAUUAAUUUUUAUAUGCAUGCUGAGGUCCAACUUUGUGGAGCACUUCAUUCAACCUGGCAUCAUAUCUCUCAGCUUUUCCACACAGCUGAUUGCUAAUCCUUUUUGUGGUUGGUCCUCCCGUAUCACCGUCACUUGAUAAACGGCAAACGUUUGUGUGCUCCAUCUCAUUGCAGUUGCCAGUUCAGACUGGCUAGUGCAUUGCUAUGUGAUUCAAUGCAAGUUUGGCACAUAAAAGAAAGGGAGAAUGCUCCACUUAGUUGGUGCCUAGCACUUUCUAAGAAAAUGUACCUGUUAAGUUGCUAGCCGUGCUGAUUUUGUGUUCAUUUGCCAACUACGUCUUCUCAUUCUCAUGCCAAUCUGAAGUGUCAGCAUUAACAGCAAAACUAAGGCAUUCCUGGUGAAUUUGUGUAUAUAAGGACAGAAAAAAGUGUGCGUGAAUAGCAGCAUGGAUGGCAUGCCUUGAUUGAUCUGGCGAUGCGGAAUUCAGCACAUGAAACCAGCUGCACAUAUCAAAUGGUUUUUAAGCCCACAAAAUUAAUAGGCAUUUCUCAUGGCAUUUGUAAUGGUAUGAUUUUAGUAGUGGCCAAACUGGUGCACAGUGAUUGUCUGUAGUCCUCUUGCAGCUCUUCUUCAUGUGAUCAAAUACUGCUUUCAUGACUUUUUUUUUUUUUUUUAACUCUCAUAUCAGCAAGUCUGCAAAGGGGCAGUUCUCUUUAUGCGUUUGUGUCUUACUUGGGUUCUGUGGCAAAGUUCCACGAGUUGAAUGUGAAGUCUAUGUUGUAUUUUUCGCUCAGAUGUACUACUUGCAAGGUCCAUUUUAGUAUCGUUGAUCUAGUUGCUUGCAAGAGCAAUGGUCAUGUUUUCUUUGGUGCAUUUGCAAUGAGAAUUGCAUAUUGAAUGCGCUACAGAGGCCUCUGCAUAUAUUUGACUAUAAGCACACCUUGCAGAACCCAGCUGAUUUCAGUGCUUACUAUUGCCCUGUCUUUGUAUGCGAGAUAUGCCUUUAGUGGGCCUCAGGUGUUAUUCAGAAUUCAUCCUGUUAGAUUCACUUGGCAUCGCUGCUAAUCUGUUUACCUUUCUUUUGUUCACACACUGCCAUAGCUUCCUCCUCUUUUAUAUGGUAUCUCUGCGUGGCUGAGGUGUGUGCUUUAAAUUGAUGACUAUGUGUGGACUGGAGCAUACAUAUUGUGAAGGUUUAAAGGGCACCUGCAACGGAAUUUUGCCUUGGCUAAAUUUGUUAUAAAUUAGUAGUAUGUACCACUGAACCAAUGUCGGCAAAGUCACAGAGCUGGUAAUUUUAUAGUUUUUUCUUAGCAGCCUUUAAACAGCACCUAAGCAGAUGAUGCAUGCACCUGGUGGUGUCACUACGACAUAAAUCCCAGGACACCACGUCCUAGAUACUUCAGCGUGCCGCGGGCGCCGGACGCUUGAGCUGGCAUGCGUCGCGAUACCUCAAGAACCACGGUGUCCACUCGAAUCACGUGCUAGUCAGAGUGUCGUCACAGCGAGAAUGCUCAUCGCGGCACCCCGCGGCAGCCGCAGUAUCUACGCUGUGCAGCAGCGUGGCCUCCGAGAUUGCACGGGUUGCAAUCUCAGAGGCGGUGCUGAGGAACUGUGCGUUAAGUCAUUUUUCACUUCCGACAAGCAGUAAUGGUGGUGUUUUUUCUUCAGUUUCAUCAAUGAAAACGGCUAUUUUUGCAACCUUUCGUGACACUUUCGCACGUAUUUCGAACAUGAAAUUUUGUACCGAUGCUCCUCUACAUCUACAUUACCUUAAACUAGGCUUUUUAAAAAAUGUGGUCCAAAAUUUUGUUGCAGUUGGCCUUUAACUGUGCCCAGAUGCUGUAGUUUUGGAGCUCUUCAUAAAAGUGCAAGUUUGAAUACUGCAAAUGAAACGCUAGGCAGGCACCCUUUGGUGGUAUAAUUGAAGGUUUUUGCUGAGUAUUUGUGGUUACAGUAACGCAAAUGUUGAACUACCUUGGUUCACUCAAUUCCUGACAUGGAACCAUGUGGAGUCGACCACCCGAAGCAGCAGUUACGACAUGCAACCUACUGGCCUGAAUGAACUGAACAUGGACGUAGCAGUACUGCUUAGAAAGAUGAACGAACUGAAUAUGGACAUAGCAGUGCUGUUCGGGAAGAUGACCAUUGUUCAAGUAGCCCAGUGCAAUUCAUUCCCGCCCUCCUAUUUCUUUGUUUGUAGCAGAUACCUUUUCUUGGGUAUUGUUUGUGUUUGUGUGAUUGUUGACUGACUGCAAAACAGUACCUUGUUGUAUCAUCACUGGUUUGAUGAGUUUAGUCGCUCUUGUGUUCGUGUGCCAAGGCUGUUUUAAAGAAAUUGAUGAGGUGGCCACCUAAGAAGAGGAAGGUUUUAUUCAUUCCUGAAUGUGUUGUUUUAGAGAUGAAAUGUUUUAAUGAGAUUUAUGUAUCGGAAUAAAGAAAGUUUUUAAGUCAGA
This is a messenger RNA of Dermacentor silvarum, 7670 nucleotides long. Its product is annotated as histone acetyltransferase KAT7-like. Gene Ontology annotation, molecular function: zinc ion binding; histone acetyltransferase activity. Lineage: Eukaryota; Metazoa; Arthropoda; Arachnida; Ixodida; Ixodidae. The transcript is spliced from 20 exons. Bases 348 to 2777 code for a protein of 809 amino acids. Gene Ontology annotation, cellular component: nucleus. Gene Ontology annotation, biological process: regulation of DNA-templated transcription. The record is from RefSeq and is a predicted model, not a curated record.